This is a messenger RNA of Arvicanthis niloticus (Nile rat), 992 nucleotides long. NCBI's taxonomy places the organism in Eukaryota, Metazoa, Chordata, Mammalia, Rodentia, Muridae. The record is from RefSeq and is a predicted model, not a curated record.
CAUGCGAGAAGGUUGGCGCUGAGCGAGCGCCCCCCCACCCCCAAGCCUGGGAUGCACACACGGGGGUUGCCUACCUGGGUGGUCUCUCUACUUUGGUGAGCUGUUGCUAAGCAGCUAAUAAUAGUCAUGUUUGCUGAGUAAUUUCUGCCCUCCAAGAGCCAAUCGCGUCGCAGAAACCCAAGCCAUCUGACAGCCCCGGGGGCGGGAGUUCCAGCCUUUUUCUCUUUCGCUCGCUCUCUCCCCCUCCACCCCCUCCCCUCCUCCUCUUUCUCCAAAUGGAGAGAGUUCUUUUUUUUCUUCUUCCAUCUCAUCUAUUGAGUCAAGGAGCUGCUGCGGCCGCUGCCCGCUGCACACACACAGAGCGGAGUCCCCAGGUCCCGGUAGCGAGAGUGGCGCGCGGCGCGGGGGCAGAAUGGUCCAGCGGGUCGGUGAGAAGAACAAGAAAGCAGAGUCCGGGACCGAGCAGCCACCGCGAACCCAGCAGCCCGAGAGCGAGCAGCCGCUUCAGAAGCCGCCACCGCCAACUCCAGCCGCAGCCGCCGCAGCAGCACCAGCAGCAGCAGCGGCAGCCCCGGCCCGGCAUCGCUGAGACCCGCCGGGCACCGUCGCGUCGCCCGCAGCGGGCGCCGAGGGAGCCGGCGCGAGCGGCGGGGGUCUGCGCGCGCCUUCUGCCGUGAAGGGGUCGAGGCGCGGGGCGGGGACGUCUGGGGGGGACUUGGGGACCGCGAGGCGCGCCCUGGAAGCGCCGGCUCUCGCCUUCCCGCGAGCUGGAUGUGGGCAGCGGCGGCCGCAAAGACCUCGGGACUCACGCGCAAUGUGGCAAUGGAAGGCGCAGGGUCUGAGUCCCCGGCAGCGGCCACGGCCGCAGCACCCGCAGCGCCCGCCGUGUGAGCGGCAGCAGCGGGUCUGUCACCCGGAGCCGGAGUCCCCGGCGGCCAGCAGCGUCCUCGCGAGCCGAGCGCCCAGGCGCGCCCGGAGCCCGCGGCGGCGGC